This is a messenger RNA of Aspergillus heteromorphus CBS 117.55, 771 nucleotides long. Its product is annotated as DASH complex subunit DAD3 family protein. Gene Ontology annotation, cellular component: DASH complex; mitotic spindle. Bases 1 to 771 code for a protein of 256 amino acids. Gene Ontology annotation, biological process: attachment of spindle microtubules to kinetochore. NCBI's taxonomy places the organism in Eukaryota, Fungi, Ascomycota, Eurotiomycetes, Eurotiales, Aspergillaceae. The record is from RefSeq and is a predicted model, not a curated record. The transcript is spliced from 3 exons.
AUGAUAAGGUACGAACCACCAAGAGUAAAACAUCCCGCCCGCUCAACUCAACUCAACCUCCGCCCUCUCCGCCUUCCGUCCGCCGCUCCGAACAUUUCUCUCCUCCACACCACUCACUCUACCACCCUUACCUUCCUUCCUACACCUCAACCCCUCCUCGACAAACAACCAGUCAACACACACUCAACACACACUCAACACACAAAGACAGAGACAGAGACAGACAGAGACAGAGACAGAGACCAGAAAGAAAAGCACAAUGUCCACCACUCCACCCCCCAAACAACAACCAACACCAACACCAACACCUCCGACUCCCCCUCCGCAACCGCAAACCCGCUCCUCCGCGCCUCCAACCCCCUCGUCUCCGACCUCGAGCAGGAGGUCCUGGAUGAGUAUGCGCGGUUGUUGGGGAAUGUUAAUAAGCUCUCCUCAACCCUCUCCACCCUCUCCGGCUCCCCCACCUCCCUCACCCUCGACGGUCUACGCCACCUCGAACGCAAGACCGCCACCGUCUGCACGCUUCUGAAAGCAAGCGUCUACAGCAUUGUCCUCCAGCAGCAGAUCUUUAAUGAGAGUGAGGAGCAACAGCAGCAGCUGCUGCUGCAAGAGCAGCAGGAACAGCAGUAUCAGUAUCAGCACGGUAUGGAUGGGGAUGUGGAUAUGGAUGUGGAUAUGGAUGGGGAUUAUAGUGGUGGUGCUGGUGGUGCUGGUGGUGCUGGUGGUGGCUAUGAGGGGGGGUAUGGCGGGGGUGGGGACGAGUGUUUUUGA